Labrus mixtus (cuckoo wrasse) is the source of this 8899-nucleotide messenger RNA. RefSeq names its product ATP-binding cassette, sub-family A (ABC1), member 7 (gene abca7). NCBI's taxonomy places the organism in Eukaryota, Metazoa, Chordata, Actinopteri, Labriformes, Labridae. Gene Ontology annotation, biological process: transmembrane transport; lipid transport. Gene Ontology annotation, molecular function: ATP binding; ABC-type transporter activity; lipid carrier activity. The transcript has 51 exons. Bases 239 to 7384 code for a protein of 2381 amino acids. Gene Ontology annotation, cellular component: membrane; intracellular membrane-bounded organelle. The record is from RefSeq and is a predicted model, not a curated record.
GUUACAAACGGGAAAUGGUGAGUCAAUGACAAGCUACCGGCUGCUGUUAAUGUGUCCGAUAGACCGAAGGAGAUUUUAUCAUCUGUAAUACUGAAAGAUUUGCAACAGAUUAUUUACUGCAGCCCGAACACGAAGAAGAGAAGAAACUCUGGAGUCAAUCACAGGGCAAAACUAAACGUUAACGUCUUAGAAAGAAACAGCAGCUUUGCAUCAUGGCCAGGUAGCUGCACGCUGAGUGAUGGGGGUUUUCAGGCAGCUCUUUCUCCUGCUCUGGAAGAACAUCACAUACCGCAGGAGGAACAAGAUCCAGCUGAUCAUUGAGCUCCUCUGGCCGCUCUUCCUCUUUGUCAUCCUCAUCUCUGUCCGUCAUUCACACCCUCCUUACAAACAGAGCCAAUGCCACUUUCCAAACAAAGCCUUGCCAUCAGCAGGCACCUUGCCCUGGAUUCAGGGCAUAAUCUGCAACAUCAACAACCCCUGCUUCCACAGUCCGACACCGGGAGAGACAGCGGGCCAAGUUGGCAACUUUGACAACUCCAUACUGUCCCGUCUAUUUGUGGACGCCCAGACUGUUCUAUCCUACAGUGGAAACCGGAGCUUCUCAGGCUUUCAGGACCUGAUCAAGAGUGUCCGAAGGCUUGGAGAGAGACCUGGAGCCUGGCCAAAUCUCCGUGUGGAGGAUUACCUGAGACCCAAUGAGACGUUUUCCUCCUUCCUUCUGACCAAUAGCAGCCUGUCCCCUGUGACUGUGGACCAGCUGCUUAAGGCCCGUCUUAAUUUUCAGGUUGCUGUGACUGGAGCUCAGCUGCAGCUGAAGGACCUGGUGUGUAACGCAAGCAUGUUGAGACAGUUUCUGACCGUGGACGGAGGAGAAGCAACCAUGAAUAGCCUCCAGACUCAGCUGUGUAACCUGCCUGCUGACGUCCUGCAGGAGGCUGAAAGGCGUUUCCUUACACAUCUCGACUUUACCAAAUUCUUCACGAGAGACCGUCUGAUGGCUAAUGCUGGAGACCUAAGAGUCAUCAGUCAAGCUGCCACCUCGGUUUCCCAGGAGCUGACUGUCCUGAUAGACAAUUUCUCCUCUCUCUCCAGCUUUGAGGACAUGAACGAGGCUCUUCGUUUCCUUUCUCCAGAGAAUCGCUCGACGCUGCCCAGGGAGAGUUUUCGUGCUUUUUCAAGGAUCAUGUGCGGCCACCCUGAGGUUGGCGGUGAGCGCAUCCCAUCACUGAACUGGUAUGAAGACAAUGACAUCAAGUCCUUCUUGGGAAAAAACGGCACUGAAGACACAGACCUGGACAGUGACAACAGCACCACUCCCUUCUGUAAAAGUUUGAUCCAAGGUCUGGAGUCCAACCCUCUGUCUCGAAUUGUGUGGAGAGGAAUUAAACCUCUGUUUAUCGGAAAGCUGCUGUACACACCAGACACUCCCGCAGUACAACAAGUCAUGAAAGAGGUGAACAAGACAUUCGAGGACCUUCUUAUCCUCCAGGAGCUGAAUGACGCCUGGAUAGAGGUGGGACCAAGAAUCAAGAAUUACAUGGAGACAAGUGUGGAGAUUCAGCUCCUGCAGGAUUUGUUGAAGCGGCCAGAGGUAGCAAUACUGGUCAACCUGCGUCUGGAGAACACGUCCUGGACAGCCUCAAGGAUCGCACGUUUCCUGUCGACACCCUCGACAGACGUCCCGCGGAAGCCCGGAGCGCCACCUACCUGGCUGAACAUCUACAACGACGUCAGCCACACCAUCACCACUCUCGCACAAGUCUCUGAGUGUUUCUCUCUGAACAAGUUGGAGGGGUUGCAGACGGAGGGUGAGAUGAUUGACAGGGCUUUGGAGCUACUGGAGGACAGGCAGUUUUGGGCGGGUGUGGUGUUCUUGCUGCCAAACGCCUCGUCCCCUGACCUCCCGCCGCACGUCACCUACAAGAUCCGCAUGGACAUUGAUGAUGUGGCCCGGACCAACAAGAUCAAGGACAGGUUUUGGGAUCCUGGCCCAGCAGCAGACCCAUUUAAUGACAUGCGCUACAUUUGGGGCGGCUUUGUCUAUGUCCAAGACCUGGUGGAGAGAGCUGUGAACCGAAUACUGACUGGAGUUCAACAAACAACAGGCCUUUACAUACAACAGAUGCCCUACCCCUGCUAUGUGGACGAUGUUUUCCUUCGAGUACUGAACCGCUCUCUGCCCCUCUUCAUGACUCUGGCCUGGAUCUACUCGGUGGCCAUGAUAAUUAAAGGUGUGGUGUAUGAGAAGGAGGCCAGGCUGAAGGAAACCAUGAGGAUUAUGGGUCUUGGAACAGGGACGCUGUGGCUCAGCUGGUUCAUCAGCAGCAUUGUUCCCUUUCUGAUGUCUGCUGGGCUCCUUAUCGCUCUUCUCAAGUGGGGUGACAUCCUGCCAUACAGCAACCCGUCAGUUGUUUUUUUCUUCCUGACGGCGUUUGCCACUGCCACCAUUAUGCAGUGUUUCCUCAUCAGCACCUUCUUUUCCAAAGCCAACCUAGCUGCUGCUUGUGGAGGGCUCAUUUACUUUGGCCUCUACCUGCCAUACGUACUGUGUGUGGCAUGGAGAGACCACCUCAACACCACACACAGAAUCCUCGCUAGUUUCCUUUCCCCCGUGGCCUUUGGUUUCGGCUGCGAGUAUUUCUCUCAGUAUGAGGAGCAAGGUGUGGGAAUUCAGUGGCACAACCUCCAAUCCAGCCCAGUGGAAGGAGACUCGUACAGCUUCACUACCUCGAUAGUCAUGCUAUAUGUGGACGCCUUGAUCUAUGCCCUCAGUGCCUGGUAUAUCGAAGCAGUGUUUCCUGGUGAAUAUGGGAUACCCAGGCCCUGGUAUUUUAUCUUCCAGCUGAAUUAUUGGGGUGGCAUUCCUCUGGAGGCAGGCAUGCCAAUCCCCCCUGCACCUACAGAGCAGGAUGAAGAUCACAUUGAACCAGAGCCCAACAACUUGACCCUGGGUGUGAGUAUCCGAAACCUAGUGAAAAUCUACAAGAAAGGAGCCAAACUGGCCGUCAAUCAUCUUAAUCUGAAGUUCUACGAGGGACAGAUCACCUCCUUCCUUGGCCACAAUGGAGCCGGAAAAACAACAACCAUAUCUGUCCUGACCGGCCUGUUCCCACCAACCUCGGGCACGGUGUACAUACAGGGGAUGGACAUCCGCCAUGACAUGGACCUCAUCAGGAGAACGCUGGGAGUUUGUCCACAACACAAUGUCCUGUUUGACAUACUAACAGUAGAGGAGCAUGUGUGGUUUUAUGGCUGUAUGAAAGGUUUGUCAGAAGAAGAGGUGAAAGCUGAGCUUGACACUCUGUUGGCUGAUGUCGGCCUGCUGCACAAACGCCACGAACAAACCAAAAACCUCUCUGGUGGCAUGCAGAGGAAGCUGUCUGUGGCAAUAGCAUUUGUUGGAGGCUCUAAGGUGGUUGUUCUGGAUGAACCGACAGCCGGGGUGGAUCCUUACUCUCGAAGAGGAAUCUGGGAUCUUCUGCUCAAAUAUCGCAAAGACCGGACCAUCAUCCUGUCCACCCAUUACAUGGACGAGGCAGAGCUACUAGGCGACCGGAUCGCCAUCAUCUCUCAGGGAAAGCUGUGCUGCUAUGGCUCACCACUCUUCUUGAAAUCCCGCCUUGGAUCAGGCUACUACCUCACUGUGGUGAAGAAGGAGGGACUGGACACCAGCACUCUCAGCAGCACCAGUAUCUGCACCAGCACCAGCACCAGCACCAACAAGCUACCUCCUCUCAAGCACAGUGAAUCAUCCAUGAGUGAGGACACCGGGCUGGGAAGUGAGGAGAGCAGCCUAUACCUGGCAGCGUUGCUAGCCCUGGCACAUCACCACAUACCUGGUGUGAGGCUGGUGGAAGAGUCAGGCCGCGAGGCCGUGAUAAACCUGCCGCAGACGGCUGCCAUGGACAGCAGCCUGGCCGUCUUCCUGUCAGAACUGGAUCAGAGGCUGAAUGAGUUGGGCAUCAGCAGCUACGGCCUUUCAGACAGCACACUGGAGGAGAUCUUUUUGCGGGUUGCGGAGGAAACAGGCGUGGAUGCUGAAACAGAGUCACAGGCUGAAUCUUCCCAAAGACUGCAGGAGUCAGCUGGGCAGAGUGCAGAGAGGCAAAAUGCUGAAGAACCAGAGACAGGAAGGAAAAGGCUUCGUAAGCAAGAACCUCAAGAGACAGACCUGCUGAGUGGAGAAAGCCGAGGUGGGAUCCCCCUGACCGGUUGGUGGCUGACCUGGCAGCAGCUGAAGGCUCUUUUCAUCAAACGCUGGCUUUAUGCACGAAGAAGCCGCAGGGGCUUCUUCGCUCAGAUUGUGUUGCCUGCUGUGUUCGUGCUGAUCGCUCUGCUCUUCAGCCUCAUUGUUCCUCCCUUUGGGAAGUAUCCUGCCCUGCAACUGCAGCCCUGGAUGUACGGAGAACAGUACACCUUCUUCAGUCAUGACAGACCGGGUAAUCCUGCCAUGGAGAAUCUGCUCGAAGCCUUGUUGGACCAGCCAGGUUUUGGUACCAAGUGCAUGGAGAAAGAGGAAGGAGACAAUAGCAUGAAUCCUCAAUGUGAAGGCGAGAGGGCGGGUCCAUUAAUGCGGCCACAGGUCUUACUCUCCACCUGGCAGAUGUUCAGCAGAGGCAACUGGAGCAAAGCCAAACCCUCCCCUGAUUGUCAGUGUAGCACAGAGGAUGUCCGCAGGAUGCUCCCUGACUGCCCGCAGGGUGCCGGUGGUCUGCCGCCUCCACAGAUCAAGAGGCUGACUGGAGACGUCCUCCAAAAUCUGACAAGUUAUAACAUAAGUGAUUACCUGGUGAAAACCUACUCUCAGAUCCUCAAGAAAAGCCUAAAAACCAAGAAAUGGGUGAACGAGUUCAGAUACGGAGGAUUUUCCCUUGGAGGCAGCGCCACGCAGACUUUAUCUCAGGUCAACCACGUCCAAGACUCUGUCAUGGCAAUCAGGACUCAGUACAGAGUUCCACAGAAUAGUUCACUUGAUCAUCUGCUGGAAAGACUGCCGGGUUUUCUAGAAGGACUGAACAGUAAAGACAAUGUCAAGGUGUGGUACAACAACAAAGGAUGGCAUGCCAUGGUGUCAUUUGUCAACGUGAUAAACAAUGGCCUGCUGAGAGCGAGUCUGCCACCGGGUCCAGAGAGGAGGAAACACGGCAUCACUGCCUACAACCAUCCACUCAACCUCACCAAGGAACAACUCACUGAAAUGGCAAUGAUGACUACAUCUGUGGAUGUUCUGGUUUCCAUCUGUGUGAUCUUUGCCAUGUCCUUUGUGCCGGCCAGCUUCAUCCUGUUUCUGAUCGAGGAGCGAGUCAGCAAAGCCAAACACCUGCAGUUUGUCAGUGGAGUCAAACCCAUCCUCUACUGGCUGGCCAACUUCACCUGGGACAUGUUGAACUACACCGUCCCGGCCACCAUGGUGGUGCUGAUCUUCAUCAGUUUCCAGCAGCAAUCAUACGUCUCAGAAACCAACCUGCCCGCUCUCGUCCUGCUCCUCCUGUUCUAUGGGUGGUCCAUCACACCUCUGAUGUACCCAGCAUCCUUUCUGUUCAGCGUCCCCAGCACAGCCUACGUGGUUCUGACCUCCAUCAACCUCUUCAUCGGAAUCAACGGCAGCAUCGCCACUUUUGUCCUGGAGCUUUUUGUUGACGAGCACCUAAACGAGGUGAACAGGAUCUUGAAGAAGGUGUUUCUCAUCUUUCCUCACUUCUGCCUGGGACGAGGUCUCAUUGACAUGGCCAAAAACCAAGCCAUGGCAGAUGCCUUUCAGAGACUGGGCACAAAGCAGACUCUGGACCCUCUCCAGUGGGACUUUGUAGGGAAGAACCUUUUUGCUAUGGCAGCUGAAGGAGUGAUCUUCUUCAUCUUCACCAUACUGCUGCAGUACAAGUUCUUCUUCAGCUUUAAGCCCUGGUGGGCUGAGCCUGAGGUACCUCCGCUUGGUCCUGAGGAUGAGGAUGUGGCUAGGGAGAGAGAGAGGGUCAAAAGUGGGAAAGCACAGUCAGACAUCCUCACCAUGAUCGACCUGAGCAAGGUUUAUAAAGCGGGCAGGAAGCCGGCAGUGAAUCGCCUCUGCCUUGGGAUUCCCCGUGGAGAGUGUUUUGGCUUGCUGGGGGUGAACGGAGCAGGAAAGACCUCUACCUUUCGCAUGCUGACUGGAGACACUGCUAUCACCUACGGCGAGGCUUUCCUUAAUCACUACAGUGUGCUGACAGAGAUGGAGCGAGUCCACCAGCUGAUGGGUUAUUGCCCACAGUUUGAUGCAAUCAGCGACCUGCUGACGGGUCGGGAACAUCUGGAGCUGUUUGCACGCCUGCGGGGGGUGCCAGAGGAGUCUGUCGCCAAGGUGGCACAGUGGGGGGUGAAGAAGCUGGGACUGAGCCAGUAUGCAGAGCGGGAGGCCGGAGGCUACAGCGGAGGGAACAAGAGAAAACUCUCCACUGCCAUCUCCCUCAUCGGGGCUCCACCUGUCAUAUUCUUGGACGAGCCCACCACUGGCAUGGACCCAAAAGCCAAAAGGUUUCUGUGGAACUGCAUCCUUAGCGUAACCAAAGAGGGAAGAGCUGUAGUUCUCACCUCCCACAGUAUGGAGGAAUGUGAGGCCCUCUGCACCAGAAUGGCCAUCAUGGUGAAUGGCAGAUUUCAGUGCCUCGGAUCCGUACAACAUUUAAAGAACAGGUUUGGGGAUGGCUACACCAUCAUCCUGCGUCUGCUGAAUGGUAAUUCUGACCCUGACUCGUGCCCUGUCGACGCCUAUUUGAGGAAAGCUUUUCCUAGUGCUGAGCUGAAGGAGCGUCACCAGAACGUGCUGCAGUACCAGCUUCCCGCACACGCCUGCUGCCUCGCUCAAAUCUUUGAUGUGCUAGCCAACAACCACGAGGAGCUGGGCGUCCUCGACUUCUCUGUUUCACAGACCACUCUUGACCAGGUGUUUGUCAACUUUGCCAAGGAGCAAACUGACGAUGACGGCCUCACAGAAGUCAUCGUUGGUAACAGCACAGUUCAGAUCAACCAGACUAUGAUGCCCUCAAGGAUUAACACUCCCGCCAUCCAACCAGAGCCGCCAAUCCCGUCCCCUCAGCCGAGCAAGAAGCAACAAAAGCAAGGUAAAUCAUCUGAAAGCAAACCAAAAGAGGGUAACUCAAAAAAGGCAAAAACAACCAAGGCCAAAGCCAAGGAAGGCAGAGCUAACGGAGAAAAAAGCAGCAGUACAGCGAUGACCAGAAUACCUCAGACCAGCCGGAGGGGCAGCAUUGAAUCAAACAGCAGUAACGGUGAUAUUGUGGGAGAAUCCAGUAAAUCCAGUAGAUCCAAACACAGAGCAGAGAGCUCCACUAAAGAUCCAUCUGCACUCUUUAUUGUGGACGGCAGCACACAGGACAGCUCAAUGUGAAAUGAAUGGGUACAAAAAGAGCAGAAGAGGCAGGUUUAAAGGACCAACUACAGUCAAAAGGCUUUUAUACACAAUAUGUUCAUUUGAAGAUUGCGCAAUGUUGGCAGUGAUCUCAAUAUGCAAUUUGGAUCAGUACAGGUCAUGGGAGUAAUAAGUUGUUAUGAUGGACUUUAAAAGUAUUACUGUUGAAACUGAGUAAUUAAAGGUAAAUUCAUCUUAAGAAAGAACCAAAAGUUAUUGCUUCCUCAUAUGGCUUUGGUGCCUUGUUCACCUCGCUUACAGAUCUAUAGCUUUAAACCCUUUAUUUGGGUUUCUAUAUCUUACACUGUGUCUUCUCUGUCUGUCUUCUCAUCAGUUCAAAGUGAUGGUUUAUUUAUCCAGAAAGAAAAUUAUGCAAGAUGCAAUCUUAAAAUAACAAGGUUUGGUGAUCCUCAGGGCCCAAUCAUAAGACCCAUGACAAUCUUGUAUUUAUUUUGCAGAAAGCACUUUAAAAAGGAAAAUGCUGCAAUUAAUAAUAAAAUGAAUCAACAUUCUAUGUAUGGUUAUGUAACAUUAUACAGAAUCUCUUGUGUGGAAAGUAUUUUUCCUGCAUGUUUGUUGUUAAAUAUCUCUUAAAUGUUUAAUAUUGAACUUUACAAUUGUUAUUGUUUUGUAUAUCAAGAACAUGCUUUGACUUUUGUCUGUAUUUUUUUUAUGAAGUGUUAUUUGUCAUUUGGCACAGUUUCACUGUCCAAACAGGGUUUAGCAGGAUUAGGGGUUUUUAUGGUCAUUUAAUUUUUUGUAAUAACUAAGUCAUGUUUGGAUUUUUCACCUUACACAUAUAUUUGACACUGGGGCUUCCUGCAGAGCCAUUGUAAUGUCUGAGAAGUAAUUUGAUUAUAAUUAGAAUAUUUUCAGGAAAUAAAAUUGAAAGUCCAGAUACACAGAUGAGACUUUCUACAUAACAUAUCAUUAUAAAGAUCAAUCAUCAGUCUGAAUUGUAAACACUAAAUGCAACAACAUUGCAUUGUCAAUGGCUGUUUAUAAUUUGAAGGUUUUUCUUUUUUAUUAAACUCUGUAUUUCGUUUUUUUGGACUUUUAAAAUAGUCACGGCUAAUUGAAUGUCCAAAGCAGGUGAUCACUGUACUGUAAGCCGUGUUACUUAUUCAAAGAUUGUUACAACAGUAACUAUAGGUUUGAGACCAGAGUAUCAAAAGAGUUCAGUUUUAAAAAUGCUAACUAUUUAAGUUUAACUGGUAAAGUUUAACGUAAAAAUGUUGAAAGUGAUGAAUUAAUGCGAGAUCAUUGAGUUGGAUUUAAACAGUGAUUUUUUUCAUUUUGGAAUGAAAGCCUGUUCUACUGAAUGUACUUUUAUUAUGCUUGAAAUGUAAUACUUGAACAUAAAUGUAGCCGUGCAUCUGCUGAAGGAUGUGCAUUAUGUAGAGAAAAUAUGCUAGCUAAGGUAAACAGAAGUAUACAAACUGAAUGUCUGUCUGAAAGUUUUGUCCUGAAGGAAAUAAAACUGUCAUGUCUUGA